CAACAACAAAAAAGUAAACUUCAGGCAGUUGAAAUGAAAUACUUGAGACGAGAAAGGGGUAACCAAAAUGGACAAGAUAAGAAAUGAGACCAUAAGAACAAAGUUAGAGACAGAAUCUAUACUAGAACACAUAGAAAUGAAGCAGCCGAUAUGGUGGGGAGAACAUACCGGUGAAACAAGUUUGGGAGAGUAAGGUGCUAGGAAAAAGGAGAAGGGGCAGGCCACAAAGAACAUGGGGGAAUACUAUAGAACAGAUAUUGGUGAAAAGAGGAACGGAUUGGAGAGAAGCUAAGAAACUUGCUUUAAA
Acanthoscelides obtectus is the source of this 307-nucleotide messenger RNA. Lineage: Eukaryota; Metazoa; Arthropoda; Insecta; Coleoptera; Chrysomelidae. The record is from the annotation of a GenBank genome assembly.